CCCAGCCCCAGCCCCAGCCCCAGCCCCAGCCGGGCCCGUCCCGCGCGGGCCCGUGCUGCCCCCCUCCGCCGGAGACGCCCGGGGCCGCCCGCCCGCCACCAUGGAGCUGGAGGACGGUGUGGUGUACCAGGAGGAGCCCGGCGGCUCCGGGGCCGUGAUGUCGGAGCGGGUGUCCGGCCUGGCCGGCUCCAUCUACCGCGAGUUCGAGCGACUCAUCGGGCGCUACGACGAGGAGGUGGUCAAGGAGCUGAUGCCACUGGUGGUGGCGGUGCUGGAGAACCUGGACUCGGUGUUCGCGCAGGACCAGGAGCACCAGGUGGAGCUGGAGCUGCUGCGGGACGACAACGAGCAGCUCAUCACCCAGUACGAGCGGGAGAAGGCGCUGCGCAAGCACGCCGAGGAGAAAUUCAUUGAAUUUGAAGAUUCUCAAGAACAGGAAAAAAAAGAUUUACAGACACGAGUGGAAUCUCUAGAAUCCCAAACAAGACAACUUGAACUCAAAGCAAAAAACUAUGCUGACCAGAUUAGCAGACUUGAAGAAAGAGAAGCAGAACUGAAGAAAGAAUAUAAUGCACUACAUCAGAGACACACUGAGAUGAUCCAUAAUUACAUGGAACACUUAGAAAGAACAAAACUUCAUCAGCUCUCAGGGAGUGACCAACUAGAGUCUACAGCUCAUAGUAGAAUUAGAAAAGAACGUCCUAUAUCAUUAGGGAUUUUCCCAUUACCUGCUGGAGAUGGGUUGCUUACACCUGAUGCUCAGAAAGGUGGAGAGACUCCUGGAUCAGAGCAGUGGAAAUUUCAGGAAUUAAGUCAACCACGUUCUCAUACCAGCCUGAAGGUCAGCAGUAGUCCUGAACCUCUGAAGGCUGUAGAACAGGAGGACGAGCUUUCAGAUGUCAGCCAAGAUGGAUCGAAAGCUACCACUCCAGCAUCAACAGCUGCCUCAGAUGUGGCAGCAUUCUCUGCUGACACUCCAUUGAAGGAGGAUAAUGAAGGAUUUGUGAAAGUAGCAGAUACACCAAGUAAAUCAGAGAUAAACAAGCAUAUCGAAGUACAAGUGGCCCAAGAAACUAGAAAUGUAUCAACAGGCUCUGUUGAAAAUGAAGAGAAGUCAGAAGUUCAAGCAAUUAUUGAAUCUACUCCUGAGUUGGAUAUGGACAAAGAUCUCAGUGGAUAUAAAGGCUCAAGCACUCCCACCAAAGGCAUAGAGAACAAAGCUUUUGAUCGCAAUACAGAAUCUCUUUUUGAAGAACUGUCUUCAGCUGGCUCAGGCCUAAUUGGAGAUGUGGAUGAAGGAGCAGAUUUACUAGGAAUGGGUCGUGAAGUUGAAAAUCUUAUAUUAGAAAAUACACAGCUAUUGGAAACCAAAAAUGCUUUGAAUGUAGUGAAGAAUGAUUUGAUAGCAAAAGUAGACGAGCUCACCUGUGAGAAAGAUGUGCUGCAAGGGGAACUGGAGGCUGUGAAACAAGCCAAACUGAAGCUUGAGGAAAAGAACAAAGAAUUGGAGGAAGAGCUGAGGAAAGCUCGAGCAGAAGCUGAAGAUGCAAGGCAGAAAGCAAAAGAUGAUGAUGAUAGUGAUAUUCCUACAGCUCAGAGGAAGCGGUUUACUAGGGUAGAAAUGGCCCGAGUUCUGAUGGAGAGAAACCAAUAUAAAGAGAGAUUGAUGGAGCUUCAGGAAGCUGUUCGAUGGACAGAGAUGAUUCGAGCAUCAAGAGAAAAUCCAGCCAUGCAAGAAAAAAAAAGGUCAAGCAUUUGGCAGUUUUUUAGCAGACUUUUCAACCCCUCAAGUAAUACUACUAAGAAGCCUGAACCACCUGUGAAUCUGAAGUACAAUGCACCCACCUCUCAUGUUACUCCUUCUGUCAAGAAAAGAAGCAGCACCUUAUCUCAGCUCCCAGGAGAUAAGUCCAAAGCCUUUGAUUUCCUUAGUGAAGAAACUGAAGCUAGUUUAGCCUCACGCAGAGAACAGAAGAGAGAACAGUAUCGUCAGGUGAAAGCACAUGUCCAGAAGGAAGAUGGUAGAGUGCAGGCUUUUGGCUGGAGUCUGCCUCAAAAAUAUAAACAGGUAACUAAUGGUCAAGGGGAAAACAAGAUGAAAAAUUUACCUGUCCCUGUCUAUCUCAGACCUCUGGAUGAAAAAGAUACAUCAAUGAAGUUGUGGUGUGCUGUUGGAGUCAAUUUAUCAGGUGGGAAGACCAGAGAUGGCGGUUCUGUUGUUGGAGCAAGUGUAUUUUACAAAGAUGUUUCUGGUUUGGAUACAGAAGAUAGUAAACAACGCAGUGCAUCUCAGAGUAGUUUGGAUAAGUUAGAUCAGGAACUUAAGGAGCAACAGAAGGAAUUAAAAAAUCAAGAAGAAUUAUCCAGUCUCGUCUGGAUCUGUACCAGCACUCAUUCAGCUACAAAAGUUAUCAUUAUUGAUGCUGUUCAACCAGGCAAUAUCCUAGACAGUUUCACUGUUUGCAACUCUCAUGUUCUGUGUAUAGCAAGUGUGCCAGGUGCACGAGAAACAGACUACCCUGCAGGUGAAGAACUUUCAGAGUCGGGACAGGUAGACAAAGCAUCUUUAUGUGGAAGUAUGACAAGCAAUAGUUCAGCAGAGACUGAUAGUCUGUUGGGAGGUAUCACGGUGGUUGGUUGUUCCACAGAAAGUGUGACAGCAGCUGCCACUACCCCCAGUACCAACGGUGCUUCUCCUGUGAUGGAAAAACCACUAGAAAAGGAAGCAGAAAACAGUGAGGUUGAUGAAAAUGUCCCAACAGCAGAAGAAGCAACGGAAGCCACAGAAGGCAAUGCAGGAUCAGCUGAAGACACAGUGGACACCUCCCAAACUGGCGUGUACACAGAGCAUGUCUUCACGGAUCCUUUGGGAGUUCAAAUCCCAGAAGACCUCUCACCAGUGUACCAGUCAAGUAGUGACUCAGAUGUGUUUAAAGAUCAAAUAUCAGUAUUGCCAAGCGAACAAGACCUGGCAAGAGAAGAAGCUCAGAAGAUGAGUAGUCUUUUGCCAACUAUGUGGCUUGGUGCCCAGAAUGGCUGUUUGUAUGUCCAUUCAUCCGUAGCCCAGUGGAGGAAAUGUCUCCAUUCUAUUAAACUUAAAGAUUCGAUUCUCAGUAUUGUACAUGUGAAAGGAAUUGUACUAGUGGCCCUGGCUGAUGGCACCCUUGCAAUCUUUCACAGAGGAGUGGAUGGCCAGUGGGAUUUGUCAAACUACCACCUUUUAGACCUUGGACGGCCUCAUCAUUCCAUCAGAUGUAUGACUGUGGUUCAUGACAAAGUCUGGUGUGGCUAUAGGAACAAAAUCUAUGUGGUACAGCCAAAAGCCAUGAAAAUAGAGAAAUCAUUUGAUGCACACCCCAGGAAGGAGAGCCAAGUACGACAGCUUGCCUGGGUAGGUGAUGGAGUGUGGGUCUCCAUUCGUUUGGAUUCUACACUCCGUCUCUAUCAUGCACACACUUACCAACACCUACAAGAUGUGGACAUUGAACCUUAUGUAAGCAAAAUGUUAGGUACUGGAAAACUGGGUUUCUCUUUUGUGAGAAUCACAGCUCUUAUGGUGUCUUGUAAUCGCUUGUGGGUGGGGACAGGAAACGGUGUCAUUAUCUCCAUCCCACUGACAGAAACCGUAAUCCUCCACCAGGGACGUUUACUGGGGCUGAGGGCAAAUAAAACCUCAGGAGCACCAGGAAAUCGUCCUGGAAGUGUAAUCCGUGUGUAUGGUGAUGAAAACAGUGAUAAAGUGACUCCAGGGACAUUUAUACCCUAUUGUUCAAUGGCACACGCACAGCUUUGCUUUCACGGGCACCGGGAUGCUGUGAAAUUCUUUGUGGCGGUCCCAGGUCAAGUUGUCAGCCCUCAAAGUGGCAAUAGUGGCACAGAUCUAGCAGGUGACAAAGCAGGACCAUCGACACAGGAGUCUGGCAGCCAGGCACCCUUAAAAUCUAUGCUUGUCAUCAGUGGAGGAGAGGGCUACAUUGACUUCCGUAUGGGUGAUGAAGGUGGAGAAUCAGAACUUCUUGGAGAGGAUCUUCCACUUGAACCAUCUGUCGCCAAAGCGGAAAGGAGUCACUUGAUAGUGUGGCAAGUGAUGUAUGGUAGUGAGUGAGCCCACAGAAAAAAGGUAGAGACAGAAAAGCAGUCUCUUCUGCAUGGUUUAUUUUCCUUUUCCUCUUUAUUUAAUGCUCUCUCUGUGAAAGAAGUUUCACCACAUAAUGUGUGAGCAUUUUUUUUCCUGUUAAGUUUAUAUUACAAGAUCUGUCUUACUGUAACAAUAUGGAACUAGCUGUUUUACUGCACCAGUGUUAUAGGCAAUUUCAGUAUAUUAUGAACAAAUCAAAGAAUGUUUGCUUUCUGCAAACUGGUGAAUUAUAGAAAGCAAUCCAGAUGUAGUUUAUUCUGCCACAGCUAAUGUCACUCACUUUGUUUGAUGGGGUCACUUUUUAGCUGCCACUAGUAAUAGAAUUAAUGAAAACACUUGAUAAAUGAAACUGUACUAUUAAGUUCAAUAGUAAAGUUUCCCCUAGUGUAUUAUAAAAUUGACGCAGACUAAUAUCAGGUGGAUUAUCAGGAUUUUAUCUAAAUGUCCCGAGAGGGCUAAAUGCUAACUGUAAAUUACUUUAACUUCACUUUCAAAUCUGACAAAUCUUGUUUAUAUGGUAUAUAAAGCUUUGUUUUCAUCAGAUUUGGGGGGUUUUAUAUUAAAGAAAUUAAGACUACACUAUUUAAAUAAAAAGUUCUUGUUUUGACUUAUUAGAGCUCUAAAGUUUAUGAGGCCUGCUUUUCUGAAGAUACUGACUUUUUUGUUAACUAGUCUCGCCCAUUUUCAUACUGAUAUGUCUUCUGAAAGGUUUGUUAUUUAAAAAGAGAUAUGCCUCAAUGAUAGAAUUUUCUCUUAAAGGAAACUGUUUUGGAUUCCUUAUAACCAGCAGAUGGUGAGAGUUGACUUUUUUCCUUGUAAAAAAACUUCACCUGUUUACCAGCUGUUCUUGGACUGCUCUGAGAGUAAAGCUGUAGCAGUGAUAGAAUGUGGCCAGACGAUCGGAAUGAGGGAUAUGAUUAGAAAUGCUAUUUUCUCUUGUUUUGUAUAAAACUGCAGAACAGCUCACACUUGAUAAUAUAUAUAUAAAUGGCACAUUGAAGCUUUGUGUCCUUUUGAGAUUAAAAAUGCUAUCUUCAGAGAGGAAACUUAUGAAGGGGAAGCAGACAAAACUGACUUCAUAAAGUAAAUGUUGGAUUUAUAUCUUAUCACUGACAAGGCCUGUUUAACAGCAAAACUCUAGAUUUGAUUUUCUCAUUUUAAUACAUUAUUUAAACAAUUAUGGUAGUUAUCCCCCCCCAAAACUUCUAAAAAAUCUAUUAUUUCCGUUUCUUAUCCACUACUUUAAAGAGUUAACUAUGGACGCAAGGGUAGUAAUUAUGUAGAGUUAACUAUGAAUUUAAGAACUACUUAAAAAAUAUAAACCUAUAGGCUAAAGACCUCCCAGUCAUCAGAAGGACUACUUCAAAGAAAAGUAAGCAAAGAAAGGUCUCAGAUCAUCUAAGCAUUCUUAAGUACUAGAGAUUAAAAAAAAAAACAACUAUCAUGCAAAGAAUUGUUUUCAAGUAUAUCAGUGUCUUUUAAGCAUUCAUAUGAUUAGACUAGAUUACAGAAUACCUGGGAUUCAUUGGGCUGGAGGGAACCUUUAGCCACAUGUGUCUAUAAGCACAUUGUGUACAUGAUAAAACUGGCCACUUUAGAUGGCCAGAAAAAAAAUUUUGAUAAAAACUAUAUUAAGGGUAAUUUUUGCUUUGAGUUACAUAUUUUUCAGAGCACCAAAACUUGGGCCACUUUUCCAUAGCUUAUAAGCUAUGAUCUUAUUAAAAACCAAUAUUUUUGGCACUACCUUAAAAACACAUUAUUAAUUUGAGAGGGGAAUUACUGUAUAUUAAUUCACAAGGAAGAGACACCAAGGUGUUUGGGAAUUUUAAUUCCAAGUAGCAAAUAUCCCCGAGUUUGACUUCAUUUGCUGUUUAGUCUUUUACAUGUUUGUGUAAGGACUAUAAUUUAAAAGAUCAGGAGUUAAAGAUGAAGAAAUGCAAACAUGUCGCAAUGGUUGUAGUUGUUCUUUUAAAACGUACUGACUUUAAUAUAAGGAUCAUAGGCGUGUAGUUAUUUUAUUAAAUACUGUGACCCUAUUACUCAAUUUCAGGACUAGAGAGUAUUAAAAAAAAAUUACCUGUACAAUUUGUUUUAAGGAUCUGUCCUUCUGUUUGCAGUUUCAGUACAAUAUUUUCUAUAGACUGUUUUACGUCUCCCUUCCCCCCACCCCCAAUAAUUGACUUCUUUUCUGGUAAUGUUCACUUUGGUUGAGCUGGUAACCUUUGAAAGAAAAGGCCAAAAUGUAAGCUUGUUGUAAACAGCAGAGCCAUGUAAGCUGCUUUGUGACUACCAUGUCAUGAGGCAGAGAAAAGGCUUGAGUACCUGAGGUUGGACUCUCCGAGCUGAAAAAAAAAAAUGUAAAAAAAUAAAAAUAAAGUACAUCUAUGGGAAGAAAUGAGGGAUAUUAAAGAAUUUUCUAAUUUUGUUAUGCUUGGGUUAUGUAUAUGUUUGGACUAUGUGAAAUCGCCAGUGUUCAGCCACUGCUAAUCCACCAAGAUGGCAGCGUCAUAUAUGUCGCUUAAUAUUUACUAUUAGUUGCAGGGUAACAUGUAAGGCAAAAGGAGACUAUUUUCUAAGAACUCUGUUUUGAGAAUGCUUUUCUUUUGCUCCUGUGAAUCUAAUUUUUUUAAAUAAGAAUAUUUUAAUUAGUUGAAGCUUGUUGAAAGUGUAAAACAUUCUUGAGCACAAAAUAUGCAGCAUAUAACCUCUCAGAUUCAAUGUAUCUGCAUAGAAAGGGUAAAAUGCAUUCUUUUGGUUAUUGUAUUGUUUGUUUCUUAUAAAAGUCUCCCUAUAUUUGAGAAUAGACCCUUUAACAUAGGCUGCCUUAGUAACAAAACAAAUGUCUAAUAAUAUUAACUGUCCUAAGGAUUGUGUGUCUUGCAAAUGCUAUGGAACUGAAUAUUUAUUUCCUUGUGAGUAUUAUGACAGUUACCAAAGGACUUGAUCAGAUUUAGGGUUCUUCUGAAUUGAUCAUGUUGAGAAAGGGACUCACUUGGCCCCCGAUUGUAACAUGGGAAAAAUAGAGAGAACUUUCAAUGUGGAAAUCACAAAUGCUUUUCUAACAGGGUUAUACAAUUUUGUAACACUGUCUUUUUCUUUCUCUUAAAAAUUAAGUUUUUAUUAUUACUUUUGUUAUACAUUUCUCAAUAUUUGAAUAUAUUUUAACCAAUUUAUGUUCUAAAAUUUGUUUUUGUCCUAGACACUUUAUGCAGAAUUUUACUUGCCUCUAUAAUCUGAUAAAUGGGUUCUAGAAUGUCCCACUUGGUAUCUUUUAGAGGCUGAGGCUUCAUUUCUAUGAGUAAAAAACUCAUUUAGCAAUGUAGUUAUUUCAGUAUUUAUUUCUACUAUGGAAUCCCUGGGGUUCGGAAUGUAACUUUGUACAUGAAAUAUAUAUAAAUAUGUAUAUGAAACAUG
Molecule: messenger RNA, 7552 nt
Organism: Erinaceus europaeus (western European hedgehog)
Lineage: Eukaryota; Metazoa; Chordata; Mammalia; Eulipotyphla; Erinaceidae
Gene: SPAG9
Product: sperm associated antigen 9
Exons: 31
Coding region: 101-4105 (1334 amino acids)
Biological process (GO): vesicle-mediated transport
Cellular component (GO): cytoplasm
Molecular function (GO): signaling receptor complex adaptor activity; kinesin binding; JUN kinase binding
Source: RefSeq, a predicted model, not a curated record